Messenger RNA from Sardina pilchardus (European sardine), 1783 nucleotides. It is a transcript of the gene sst3b, whose product is annotated as somatostatin receptor type 5. Lineage: Eukaryota; Metazoa; Chordata; Actinopteri; Clupeiformes; Clupeidae. Bases 180 to 1664 code for a protein of 494 amino acids. The transcript is spliced from 4 exons. Gene Ontology annotation, cellular component: plasma membrane; neuron projection. The record is from RefSeq and is a predicted model, not a curated record. Gene Ontology annotation, biological process: neuropeptide signaling pathway. Gene Ontology annotation, molecular function: neuropeptide binding; somatostatin receptor activity.
GCUCCGUACAUGUCAGUGAAGAAGAAAAGUCUCGAGCUGAGUAGGGAAACAGAAACAUAACGCAACGUAAGGCAAGCGAGGCGCACGUCAUGAGAUACUGCCUAACCGAAAAGAGUUGUUUAUGAUGCGCUGAGGUCCUGCCCGCCUCUGAGGUGCCCGCUUCCUCCACCACCUCCACGAUGCACCCCGACAUGGCCACCGGCCUCUCCAUGAUGCCCCCCUCCUCCGGCCUGUGGGAGAACGGCUCCUCCUCCCUCCUCCUCCUGGGGAACGACGACGACGACGACUCCUCCCCCCGCCUGCUCCUGAACGACUCCUCGGGGAACUGGACGCUGGCGGGGGCCGGGGCGCCCGACGUGGGGCCUGGCGGUCUGGCGGGCGUGCUCAUCCCGCUGAUCUACGCGGCGGUGUGCGUGGUGGGCCUGGGCGGCAACACGCUGGUCAUCCACAUCGUGCUGCACUACUCGCGGCCCGAGUCCAUCACCAACAUCUACAUCCUGAACCUGGCCAUUGCCGACGAGCUCUUCAUGCUGGGCCUGCCCUUCCUGGCCGUCCAGAACGCCCUCCUCUCCUGGCCGUUCGGCUCGCUCAUGUGCCGCCUGGUCAUGACGGUGGACGCCAUCAACCAGUUCACCAGCAUCUUCUGCCUGACGGUGAUGAGCAUCGACCGCUACCUGGCGGUGGUGCACCCCAUCCGCUCGGCCAAGUGGCGGCGGCCGAACGUGGCCAAGGCGGUCAACGCCACCGUCUGGGCCGUGUCCAUGGUGACGGUGCUGCCGGUGGUGGUGUACGCCGACGUGCUGCCCGAGGACGGCAACUGCCACAUCGUGUGGCCCGAGCCCGCCGAGGUGUGGAAGGCCUCGUUCAUCGUCUACACGUCCGCCGUGGGCUUCUUCGGGCCCCUGCUGGUCAUCUGCCUGUGCUACCUGCUCAUCGUGGUCAAGGUGCGGAGCGCAGGGCGCAAGGCGCGGGCGGCCUCGGUGCGGCGGCGCAAGUCGGAGCGCAAGAUCACGCGCAUGGUGGUGGUGGUGGUGGCGGUGUUCGUGCUGUGCUGGCUGCCCUUCUACGUGCUCAACGUGGUCAACCUGCUGGUGCUGCUGCCGCCCGAGCUGCGCGGCCUCUACUACUUCGUGGUGGUGCUCUCCUACGCCAACUCCUGCGCCAACCCCAUCCUCUACGGCUUCCUGUCCGACAGCUUCAAGCGGGGCUUCCGCAAGGCCCUGUGCCGCUCCUCGCGCCGCGUGGAGAGCCAGAGGGCGGGUGGCGGCGGUGGACGAGGAAGAGGAGGAGGAGGAGGAGGAGGAGUUGGAACGGCCGGUCAGACGGGCGGCGAGCAGGCCACCGCGGGGGACAGGCACCUGCCGGCCGAGGAGAGGGCCAGGAGGGAGCUGGACACCGCCAACAGCCUGAGGGCCACUAACGGGAACGGGAAAGGGUCGGCGGAGGGACCCAGGGGACGCUUGGCGCAGACGGGGAGGCUGGAGGGAGGGGCCGCCCCGGGUCACGAGACCAAUAACGCCGAUCUGACCGCCGGGGGAGUCCCUGGCUCGGGGCCUACGGUGGUCAUUCCCCUGGUGGUCAACGGAGUGCGGAGGGCCAACGUCAGACCCCUCCCCGACGUCUCCGUGGAGAACAGCUCAGUGCUGGAGAUCAGUUACCUGUAACAAGUCACCUGACUAUGAGCUCCGAUUUACACCUGACUGUAAGCCCAGGUGUCCAUUAGCCAGGUACACAGGCUGUGACUUUCAGCUGAAACCCUCAGGUCCAUGUCAACAUGAAUAAU